GGAGGGCGCGCAGUCCCAGCCCAGAGCUUCAAAACAGCCCGGCGGCUUCGUCUCGCGCCCCAGCCCGUCGGUCGGUCCAGCCGCCAGCGCCCGCACAUCUCUCUCUCUGGGCCUUACACGCGACCCCUCACCCCACGGUGCCCUGCGAAAAUGUUGGUGCUUCUGGCUUUCAUCAUCGUCUUCCACAUCACCUCCGCUGCGUUGCUUUUCGUUGCCACCAUCGACAAUGCCUGGUGGGUAGGAGAAGAGUAUUUUGCAGAUAUCUGGAGAGUGUGCGUCAACAACACGAAUUGUACGGAAAUCACUGACUCCUUUAAAGGUUACUCCACGGUGCAGGCGGUGCAGGCCACCAUGAUCCUGGCCACCAUCCUCUGCUGUGUCGCCUUCCUCAUCUUCGUGCUGCAGCUCUUCCGUCUCAAGCAGGGAGAGAGAUUCGUUUUAACCUCCAUCAUCCAGCUCAUGGCGUGCCUGUGUGUCAUGAUUGCAGCUUCCAUUUACACGGACCGGCGUGAAGACUUUCACCAACACAACUCGAAUGUCUAUUUGCUGACCUCGGAGGGCAAAUACGGCUACUCCUUCAUCCUGGCGUGGGUGGCCUUCGCCUUCACCUUCGUCAGUGGCCUCAUGUACCUGAUAUUGAGGAAGCGCAAAUAGAACACUAGGAGCUAGGGCGCUUUCACUGCAGUACAGAAUUCACACUCAGA
Ceratotherium simum simum (southern white rhinoceros) is the source of this 704-nucleotide messenger RNA. Lineage: Eukaryota; Metazoa; Chordata; Mammalia; Perissodactyla; Rhinocerotidae. The record is from RefSeq and is a predicted model, not a curated record.